Molecule: messenger RNA, 1517 nt
Organism: Salvelinus namaycush (lake trout)
Lineage: Eukaryota; Metazoa; Chordata; Actinopteri; Salmoniformes; Salmonidae
Product: cGMP-dependent protein kinase 1
Exons: 11
Coding region: 25-1212 (395 amino acids)
Biological process (GO): protein phosphorylation
Molecular function (GO): cGMP-dependent protein kinase activity; ATP binding
Source: RefSeq, a predicted model, not a curated record
ACCAGGGAGGAUUCUUCCAAUGACAUGCCUGUGUACCUGCGAGGCCUGGGCAAAGGAGACUGGUUUGGGGAGAAAGCCCUGCAGGGCGAGGACAUCAGGACGGCUAAUGUGAUCGCUGCUGAAGCUGUCACCUGCCUGGUCAUUGACAGAGAUUCAUUUAAGCACUUGAUCGGGGGCCUCGAGGACGUCUCAAACAAAGGUUAUGAGGAUGCAGGGGCCAAAGCCAAAUACGAAGCGGAGAACGCCUUCUUCUGUAACCUGAAGCUGGUGGACUUCAACAUCAUUGACACGUUGGGGGUCGGAGGUUUCGGACGCGUGGAGCUGGUGCAGCUCAAAAGUGAUGAGAUCAAAACGUUUGCGAUGAAGAUCCUGAAGAAGAGGCACAUCGUGGACACGCGGCAACAGGAGCACAUCCGCUCUGAGAAGCAGAUCAUGCAGGAGGCCCACUCGGACUUCAUUGUCAGGCUAUAUAGGACAUUCAAAGAUGCCAAGUAUCUCUACAUGUUGAUGGAGGCUUGCCUUGGGGGAGAGCUCUGGACCAUACUUAGGGACAGAGGUUCAUUUGAAGACUCGACCACACGGUUCUACACAGCCUGUGUGGUGGAGGCCUUCGCUUACCUGCAUUCCAAAGGGAUCAUCUACAGAGAUCUCAAACCAGAGAACCUCAUCCUGGAUCACAGAGGCUAUGCCAAGCUGGUGGACUUUGGCUUUGCCAAGAAGAUUGGGUUUGGGAAGAAGACAUGGACUUUCUGCGGGACCCCGGAGUACGUGGCACCUGAGAUCAUCCUGAACAAGGGGCACGACAUCUCCGCUGACUACUGGUCGUUGGGGAUCCUCAUGUACGAACUCCUGACUGGAAGCCCGCCAUUUUCAGGGCCAGAUCCAAUGAAGACAUAUAAUAUUAUCCUGAGAGGAAUCGACAUGAUUGAAUUUCCAAAGAAGAUCACCAAAAAUGCUGCCAAUUUGAUAAAGAAACUAUGCAGGGACAAUCCUUCGGAAAGACUUGGAAACUUGAAAAAUGGAGUCAAAGAUAUCCAAAAGCACAAAUGGUUUGAAGGCUUUAACUGGGAGGGGUUGAGGAAAGGAACCCUGACUCCUCCAAUCAUCCCUGAUCUCUCGUCGUCAACUGACACAAGCAACUUUGACAGUUUCCCAGAGGACAAAGAUGACCCUCCUCCAGAUGACAUGUCUGGCUGGGACACAGAUUUUUAAAUCCAUGUGUAGUAGCCUCUCUGGCCACUCCCCCUUUCCUGGGGAAGCCCUUCAAGGGUUUGGCUGCAGAGCACAGAUAGACAGACAGUUGAUGAUGCUGUGAACCGACAGUGACAGUGAAGGGGGCAGUCGUACCGCUCUGGGUCACCGAGAUGCCUUCACCGAUGUUGCUCCACUCUCCUCUGAGGUGACAUUGGGACUAAUGGUCUAGCUGACAGAAGUCCCCUUCAGUCUCCCAACAUCACCAUCAACCAUGGAUCGCCUCAUGGAGAGUUUUUUUUUUUUUUUUUGUCACAUAUUUGUAU